AGUUGCAAUUUGGUUCUAGUGGCCAGGAUGGCCCAAAGGAUAGAAACAUGAUCCGCUAUUGUUUUCGGGCCUGCACCGGGCGCCUGCAUGGAAACAAAGGCCGUGCAGAUUUUGCAAGCAAGGCUUGAGGAAGAAGGGGGCUCGGCACCGGUCACUUCGUUGUCAGUGAAAGUGAAGUGGGGGCAGCAUGAUCUACAGGGCUUUGGCCAUAUCAGAAAAUUCUUGUCAAAGCAUCAUGAAGUCUUCAGUCUAGAAGGAUCGUCGGUUACGCUUGUCAAGCUUCCGGAGCAUGCCCAGAAGACAACCAGUAAAUCAGCACCAACAGCCCCGCCAGCGCCUUUGUCUCCAGAUGCCCAGAAAAGAAGAUUGGUCGCGGAUGUGGGGCCCAACAAAGCAACAAGGAUCAAUCACGAGACCGAGCUCUCAAAUGGAGAAUCGAGAGAAGUUGUAAGUAAAGGUGCUUUGGGAAAGCCAGCGAAGCCCAAGGCCGCAAUGGCUCCAACGCCAAAGACUUCGAUAGCACCGACACCAAAAGGACCGCCGAAGACCAAAGAUGGCAGUGAUGGUUUUGCCGAAGCAGCUGUCGCGCAAAGCCUGGAAAGUGGGAAGGAAGCAGCUCCGCUGGCACCAUGGCAUGCCCAACGUGCUUUGUCUCGGGCUGCUAUGGUCCAAUCACUCCAGGCUAUUCCACGCCAGGAUGCAGCAAAGCCGAGCUGGGACGAGGACACACUGAGUGAUGAUGAGCUGAGGAAGUCGAUCACAAGCAGCAAAGCCCGUGGAAUGGAAUUAGAGUUGGAAGAGCUGGCAAAACAACUUGUGCCUACCACGGAGUAUAGGUUUGCCUGCCAGCGAGCCGUGCACUUCCUCAAGUCAGCCUUCUCCCAAGAAUUCCUGCAAACAGGCACUCUGUCAGCCCUGUCUGGGCAAGGAACCGCACGGAUGGAAAUGGCAGGCUCUGCUGUGCAGCACACAGAGUUGGAUGGCUCCGACUUGGAUGUGGUGUGCUUCUCGAUUCCGGGUUCGCCUGACGAGCGUGAAGUGAAGAUGGCGCGUUUGUGGGACAAACUCCACAGCCCCCCUCACUCCAACAAUCUGGAGGCCACUGAUGCAACGCGGCUUUAUCCCCACGCGACCUGUCAGUUUUCUGUGAGGCUCCGCGGUUCGCCCCAGCUUGUUGCUCAUGUGAUUGUGGAUGAGAGCGCCAGCCAAGAAUCUCUAGAUACACUGAUUCGGCGGUUGUGUGACUGCUGUGAAGUGUCACGAGAUGUAGUGCGUUUGGUGAAGUUUUGGGCCACCAACCAUGGGCUUUCGGGACAUGAAGGCUACAUGAAUGGCGUCGCAUGGACAGCUUUUGUGCUAUGCUUUCUUCAGCGGCAGGAGUAUGUACCCCCUGUGGCCAAGCUUGGAGACGGCAGAGCAAGUUGGACAAAGCGCAAAGACGGAGAGAUGCCGUCGGAGCGAAAUCUGACGGAGCUUUUGCGAGGAUUUUUCAGCUUUGUUUGCACGCCACAGCCCACUACACCACGAGGCAUGUCGCUGGAAGGCAUUGAUUGCACUGCAGCUCCCCCUCCCUCAUCUCAUGUUGGACCACCGCCACCCUUGUACAUCGAAGACCCGAUUUCUGCCAAAGAAGGUGUCCGCAGGAAUCUUGCAUCAACGCUGGGGGAAUCUCAAUGGGCUCGAAUUUUGGAAGAGUCUCGAAGGAUCGCCGACCGUUUGGACCCAGCAAAGCCGCAGCGUUGGUUCUAUUGGGCCGAAGUUUUUGAUCCUCAAGGCCUCGCUGGAAGUGGCAAGCGCCUCCCGAAACUCUCAGAAAUGUCAAGCUCAGCUACAGGUGAUGCAGGCACGCAGGCACAGGCUUCAGCAUCAGGCAAGAUAGAGCCUCCCAUACAUCAAUCUUCAGUCACUGGAAAAUCCAAAGGGUUUCCAGGACCUGGGCUUGAAGCUGCUAAGGGCUCUCAAAAAGGUCCUGUGAAAGGAUGGCCAAGCAGCUCUUGAAGAGAUUGCUGUAGAAUUAGGCGGA
Messenger RNA from Durusdinium trenchii, 2023 nucleotides. NCBI's taxonomy places the organism in Eukaryota, Dinophyceae, Suessiales, Symbiodiniaceae. The record is from the annotation of a GenBank genome assembly.